AUGGACGCAGGACUCUCAGGGUUGCUGCUCCUGCUGUGUGCCCUACCGUGGGCUCAAGGUGCAAAGGUGCUGGUGUUUCCAAUGGAAGGCAGUCACUGGCUGAGCAUGAGGGAUUUCUCCAGGGAGCUCCACGCCCGAGGCCACCAGAUUGUGGUCCUGGCUCCAGAAGUGACUCUGCACAUCAAAGGAGAGGACUUCUUCACCCUCAAAACCUUUCCCUUUCCAUCCACCCAGGAAGAAUAUCAACAAAACCUACUGGGAAACGCUAAGAAGGCCUUUGAAACACAAGGUUUUGUGGAGGUUUUUUUUGAAAAUUUAGCAGCUUUAAGAAACGUUUCAGAACUCUAUGCAAAUUCUUGUGCAGGUCUUCUGCACAACGAGACCCUGAUCCAGCAGCUGAAUUCCAGUUUCUUCGAUGUGGUCUUAACAGACCCUGUAUUUCCCUGUGGGGCAGUGCUGGCCAAGUACCUACAGAUUCCUGCUGUUUUUUUUCUGCGCUCCAUUCCCUGUGACAUAGACUCUGAGGCCACACAGUGUCCAAACCCUUCUUCAUAUAUUCCAAGGCUACUCACAACACAUUCGGACCACAUGAGCUUCCUGCAAAGGGUCAAGAACAUGCUGUACCCUCUCCCCUUGAAGUACUUUUGCCAUAUCUCAUUCACUCCCUAUGAAAGCCUUGCCUCUGAGCUUUUGCAGAGAGAGGUGUCCUUGGUGGAGGUUCUUAGCCAUGCAUCGGUGUGGCUGUUCCGAGGGGACUUUGUGUUUGACUACCCCAGGCCCAUCAUGCCUAACAUGGUCUUCAUUGGGGGCAUAAACUGUGCUAACAGGAAGCCACUCCAUCAGGAGGUGAGACACCGAGCUGCAGCCUGA
Messenger RNA from Cricetulus griseus (Chinese hamster), 870 nucleotides. Lineage: Eukaryota; Metazoa; Chordata; Mammalia; Rodentia; Cricetidae. The record is from RefSeq and is a predicted model, not a curated record.